AUGCUCCUCCCUAUAUUUGGACACACCCUCGUUUUUCGCCUAUUCUCCGAAUCUAUUUUGAUUUCGUUUCGCUGUUUUCAUUUUCCAUUGCUUGACUGCGUUGAUCUCGCUGCUGAACGAGGUUGUUUGAUUCAUUUCCAUUGCUUCACUGCGUUGAUCUCGCUGCUGAACGAGUCAAAUAAAACUUAUUGGAGAAAAAACGUAAUCCAAGUUAGUAAAGAUCUGAUUUUGACAUUUGGGACAUGGCAUAUUCCAGUGAUCUUCUCAAAAUCAUCGGAAGCUGUCGACACAUGGGAGCUUAAUUAG
This is a messenger RNA of Striga asiatica, 306 nucleotides long. NCBI's taxonomy places the organism in Eukaryota, Viridiplantae, Streptophyta, Magnoliopsida, Lamiales, Orobanchaceae. The record is from the annotation of a GenBank genome assembly.